GCGAUGCCGGAGGUUUGGGGUGUGGAAUAAAAAACAUCACAGAGUAAUUAUUGGGUCUUUCUGUUGUCCCCCCCUCCCCCUUUUCCCAUCGAGAAGAGAGAAAGGGCAGGAGUGAGAGGCACUAUCCCCACGAGAUCAGUAUUAUAGGAGGGUAACUCUAAGUUUGCGUUGUUGUCUGUUCACAAUGGCCACAUUCACAAGGAUCGAGGACGGCGAAAGCCCCUCCAUUACCAUCCAUCCCUCGCACAAGAUUGCCAAAAUCAGCGACAACAUCUAUGGCGGCUUCACAGAACACAUGGGGAGGUGCAUCUACGGUGGCAUCUACGACCCCGGCAACCCGCUCUCGGACGAGAACGGCUUCCGCAAGGACGUCAUCGAGGCCCUUAAGGAGCUGAGAGUGCCCGUGGUCCGAUAUCCCGGCGGUAACUUUGUUGCCACGUACAACUGGCUGGACGGCGUUGGCCCGAAGGAGAAGCGGCCAAAGAGGCCAGAAUUGGCGUGGAUCGGCGUCGAGACCAACGAGUUCGGAACAGACGAGUUCAUGAAAUGGUGUGAAGUGGUCGGGGCCGAGCCGUACCUCUGCCUCAACAUGGGCACUGGCACCCUGUCUGAUGCUCUCGCCUGGCUCGAGUACUGCAACUCGGACCGCGACACAUACUACGCCAACCUGCGGCGUAAGAACGGCCGUGAGAAGCCAUACAAUGUCAAAUACUGGGCGCUCGGGAACGAGUGCUGGGGCCCGUGGCAGGUUGAGCAGAUGACCAAGGAGGACUACGCAAAGAAGGCGUACCAGUGGGCCAAGGCGCUCAAGUUGCUGGACCCGAGCAUCACGCUGAUCCUGUGCGGCGAGACGGGCUACUCGUCCUGGGACCACCACGUGCUCAAGGAGUGCGUCCGCUGGGACGUCCACGGGCUCGGGGACCAGAACCAGACCAAGUCGCUCAUCGACAUGCACAGCAUCCACGUCUACACGGCCGACCGGGAGCACCUCCCCAACGCGACGGCGCCCCGCAGCGCCGAGCGCGCCAUCCAGAUGGCCUCGGCCCUGAUCGACCUGGCCCGGAUCGAGAACGAGGUGCCGGCGACGGUUCCCAAGCAAAAGAUCUGCUUCGACGAGUGGAACGUCUGGGACCCCGUCCGCGCCCCCGGCGAGCAGGGGGCCGAGGAGCGCUAUACCCUCUCGGACGCCCUGGCCGUCGCCGUCUGGCUCAACGCCUUCGUCCGCCAGGCCCGCGACCUCGGCAUGGCCAACAUCGCCCAGUCCGUCAACGUCAUCUCGCCCCUCAUGACCACCCGCGACGGCCUCGUCAAGCAGACCAUCUGGUGGCCCCUGCUGCUCUUCAGCCGCUACAUGCGCGGCCACACCCUCGCCCUCCACGUCCGCGGCCCCGAGUACACCGGCCGGACCCGGCCGGCCUGGAUCCGCGCCGCCAUCGAGACCCCUUACCUGGACUGCAGCGCCGCCCUGGGCGACGACGGCUUCGUCAACCUCGCCGUCGCCAACCUGCACGAGCAGAACGACUACCCCGUCGACCUCGACGGCCUCCGCAUCGCCCACGGCGACCGCGUCGCCGUCUUCCUCGUCACCGGCGACCACGUCGGCGUCGCCAACACGGCCGACGAGCAAAAGGUCGGUAUCGCCGAGAGCUCCUGGGACGGCAAGGGCAAGUUCACCUUCGUCAAGCACUCCUUCACCCUGCUGAGGUGGAAGCCGGCCGAGUAAUUAAAACACGUCAUAAUAUCAGAAAAUCGAGUCCGGGGUUUGGAGGGAGGAGAAAGGUUAGGGAACUGGUUAAUUAUUAGGUCAUCACGGGUUAAUUAAUUACAAGAUAAUUAUUAGACUUGGGAUUCGGAGUGGGAAGUCACAUAAUUAAUACUCAAUUACGCCC
Messenger RNA from Thermothelomyces thermophilus ATCC 42464, 1889 nucleotides. RefSeq names its product glycoside hydrolase family 51 protein. Gene Ontology annotation, biological process: L-arabinose metabolic process; polysaccharide catabolic process. The record is from RefSeq and is a predicted model, not a curated record. NCBI's taxonomy places the organism in Eukaryota, Fungi, Ascomycota, Sordariomycetes, Sordariales, Chaetomiaceae. Gene Ontology annotation, molecular function: alpha-L-arabinofuranosidase activity. The transcript is spliced from 5 exons. The coding region runs from base 185 to 1723 and encodes 512 amino acids.